Daktulosphaira vitifoliae (grape phylloxera) is the source of this 3425-nucleotide messenger RNA. RefSeq lists its product as uncharacterized. The transcript has 5 exons. Bases 668 to 3421 code for a protein of 917 amino acids. NCBI's taxonomy places the organism in Eukaryota, Metazoa, Arthropoda, Insecta, Hemiptera, Phylloxeridae. The record is from RefSeq and is a predicted model, not a curated record.
AAUACGGAAUUGAUUAUAAUAUAGCGAUCGGAAAUCAUCCGGAUUCGAGAACAUUACAGUCGUGUGGAAAUGAACGGCCGAGUACGAGCGGGACGAAAAGAAAUUAUAAUACGGUUAGUAGUGUACGAAUUAAACAGCUGGAUUAGAUCAAAUUUCAUCAUCGACUUUUCAAUUAAUAGGCACCUCGUUAGACAAUAUCUUUUGGUUUUAUAAAAAAAAUGUGGAAAAAAUUGACGGUUAUAAAUCAUUUUUAUUUCAAAUAAAAAACGAAUUAAUAAAUAAAUUAUACGAGUGUUUGGAAAACUUUGGUCCGAUCAAAUUCAAUUUAAAAUUGGAAGCCACUUACAAUGUACCGAAUCAGUGUGACACGAACGAGAAUCGAUCUUUUAAAACUAGCGCCGUGGAAUUAUUUGCCUGUAGUGAUAUCAGUACGAUUGUCGAUAACGCGUUUGAAAAAUUAAUCGAAGAAGAGGAGAAUUACGCGGGCAAGGGGAGCAAUUUUUCGUUUUUAUGUAUAGACGGGAUACUUCUCGGCGUUUACAAAUAUUCUCCGUUGUCGGCAAACUCUUUUAUUGAAUUACCGAAAGAUAUUAAAAAUAAGUGCGCUGUUAUAAAUCCGCAAAAUAUCGAUUCUUUUUGCUUUAAAUGGGCGAUAUUGGCUAAAAAAAUGAGAGGAAAAAAUAAUGCUAAUAUUGUCGGACAUAAUUACAAGUCAUUAAAACACGAUUAUAAUUUUUCCGGACUAACAUUCCCCACGCCUAUUGACGAAAUAAAAACGUUUGAAAAAAAUAACGAAAACACAUCGGUUAAUGUGUACGGAUUGAGUAGUAAAAAACGAAAUGGCGAUGAGGAGAGAAACGGUAUGUCGCAUUUAGUUUAUCCGUUGAGGGUGGUUACCGAGGAAAAAUCGGAUCAUUUCGAUUUACUAUUGGUGUCCAACAGUACCGGCGGUAAUCAUUACGCGUACAUAACAGAUUUUGGGCGUUUAGUACAGAGCCAGAUGACUAAAAAUACAUCUAAAAUGGUGUUUUGCAAAAGAUGUUUUUUGGGUUUUAAUUUCAUUCGUAAAAAAUAUAAACUUUCCGGUUUUGAAGCAUUAAAAGAACAUAAAAAAAUCUGCGGAGAAAAUAAAUCAUUUUUACCCAUCAUGCCGGAGGAGGGAACUACAUUACAAUUUGAAGCAUUCGAAAAAAUGCAGGAACAUCCUUUUUCAAUUUACUGCGAUUUUGAAUCGUUAUUAGAACGAGUAGACAAAAAAAUGGGUGAUAAUACCCGCGCCAUUCAAGAACACAAACCGAUGAGCUAUUGUUUUCUAAUAAAAGCGGCUGACAGUGUGCCCGUAGAAUUAUUGAAUCGCUUUGAUAUCAGCACAGAACCGAAAAUAUACAGAGGCAACAGCGGGUCGAAUGAUGUUGCCGCUCGGUUUGUGAAAGAAGUGUGCGAAGAAGCGCUAAAAAUCGAAGCGCUGUUGAAAACAAAUGUCGGUAUCGUCAUGACCGACGAAGAAACGGCGGUACACGCAAUGAAAACAAAUUGCGAUCUGUGUAAAAUGGAAUUCAGCGAUGAGAAUUACAAAGUGGCCGAUCACAAUCACUUGAGCGGUAAAUAUAGACAUACUUUAUGCAAUAAUUGUAAUCUUAAAUUAAAAACACCUACAUUCGUACCGUGUUUUUUUCACGGGUUAAGCAACUACGACGCUCAUUUUCUCGUGCGAGAAUUAAGUUUUUCAAAAGGACGAAUUUCUCUAAUACCGUCUACCGAAGAAAAAUAUAUAAGUUUUUCAAAAUAUGUUUCCAACACGUUCACUGUGAGAUUCGUCGACACGUAUAGGUUCAUGGGCACCAGUUUGGCCACACUUGCAAACAAUUUACGCGCUGCCGGUAAACAUCUAUUCGAGGAAACGGCAAAAGUAUUUUCGGCAGAGAAUAUCGAUUUGGUCACACGCAAAGGUGUUUACCCGUAUUCCUUUACGAGUAAUUACGAUGUGCUGGAAACUACUGAAUUGCCGAGUAAAAAAGACUUUUAUAAUGAAUUGACCGAAUCGCACAUUAGCGAUGAAGAUUAUGUACACGCGCAAACCGUAUGGAAACAUUUUAAUUGUAAAAAUUUGGGGGAAUAUUCGGAUCUGUAUUUGAAAACCGAUGUCACUAUACUGGCGGAUGUAUUUUCGAAUUUCAAAAAGUUAUGUUUGAAAAAGUAUAGAUUGGAACCGUCGUAUUACUAUACGAGUCCCGGUUUAUCUUUCGACGCGAUGUUGCUACACACGGCUGUAAAAUUAGAGCUCAUAUCGGACUACGAAAAACAAAUUUUCAUUUCAAGAGGAAUAAGGGGAGGUAUGACAAAUUCUAUACUUAAAUACGCUCAAGCGAAUAAUUUAAAAACGCCUAAUUAUGACGCCGAAAAGCCCAAGUCCGAAAUUAUUUAUUUAGACGUAAACAAUUUGUACGGUUGGAGUAUGUCGCAAAAUCUUCCGUACGCGGGGUUCAGGUGGAUAGACGAGGACCAUGAAACGGUUUUGAAAAGAGUGCGGGAGAUGGACGAAGACUCGGACAUUGGGCUCGCACUGGAAGUAACAGUAACGUAUCCGGAAGGAAAGCACGACAUGCAUAAUGAAAUGCCUUUUCUACCCGAAAACAGAAUACCCCCAAAUUCUAAAGCGAAAAAAUUACUUUCAACUUUAGAAACUAAAGAGCAUUAUGUCGUGCACUAUUUGAAUUUACAGCAAGCGAUGGAAAACGGUCUUAAAGUUGAAAAGGUGCACAAAGUUUUAGAAUUUAAACAGUCCAGAUGGCUUUCCAAGUACAUCAAAUUAAACACGGAAAUGCGGCAGGCGGCUACUAACGAUUUCGAAAAAGAUUUUUUCAAAUUAAUGAAUAAUUCUGUUUUUGGUAAGUGUAUGGAACGCGUUGAAUUCAGAAAAAAGAUGGAACUCGUGUGCGAUCCUAAACGUGCCGCUAAAUUGAUUAAAAAGCACACUUUCAACCAUUGUGUCACGUACAAGGAAAAUCUUUCAAUAUUCGUAUUGGACAAUAAAAUUAUUCAUUUUACAAAACCGGUGUACGCGGGAUUCUGUAUACUGGACAUUUCAAAAACUUUGGUGUACGAUUUCCAUUAUAAUUAUAUGAAAAAACAUUUUAAAGAUCGUAUUAUGCUGAUGUACGGCGAUACGGAUUCUCUAGUGUACUAUGUGUUGACCGAAAAUUUUUAUGCGGAGAUCAAAGAACACCCCGAGUUGAUGGAGCGUUUUGACACAUCGUCAUUACCAAAAGAUCAUUUCUGCUAUUCGGCCGCCCGCAAAAAAGUACCGGGUCUCUGGUCGGACGAGUGUGGUGGCAAGGCAAUACUGGAGUUUGUGAGUCUGAGAACGAAAGCGUAUGGUUUCGAUGUUGAGGGGACUGAAAAAUCAAAGCCAAGGGGAUAAGAAG